AUGGUGGAGCUGGAGAAGGAGGUGCUCCCGCUGCCUCCACGGUACCGGUUCCGAGACCUGUUGCUCGGGGACUGGCAGACCGACGACAGGGUGCAGGUAGAGUUCUAUGUGAAUGAAAACACUUUCAAGGAGCGCCUCAAGCUGUUCUUCAUCAAAAACCAAAGAUCCAGUCUGCGGGUGCGAAUGUUUAACUUCUCUCUGAAAGUGCUGAGCUGCCUCCUCUACAUCGUCAGAGUCCUAUUGGACAACCCGCAGGAAGAGAGACAGGACUGUGUGAAUGGAGUGAACUGUACCAAACAGAAUGCAUCAUCCCGUCCCUGGAGCGAAGGAAGAGAAAUUAGGAAGCGUAACUGGAAACUGAUCAUCUGGGUGGACAGGCCUUUACCCCUCUGGGCACUGCAGGUGCUUGUGGCUUUCAUCAGUUUCUCAGAAACUAUGUUGCUAGUGUACCUCAGCUACAAGGGCAACGUUUGGGAACAAGUACUACGUGUCCCCUUCAUUCUGGAGAUGAUCAGCGCCGUUCCCUUCAUGAUCACUGUGAUUUUGCCCUCCCUGAGAAAUCUGUUCAUCCCCGUUUUUCUCAAUUGCUGGCUGGCCAAACACGCCUUGGAAAACAUGAUCAAUGAUCUCCACAGGGCAAUCCAGCGGACCCACUCAGCCAUGUUUAACCAGGUGGUGAUACUCAUCAGCACGUUGGUCUGCCUCAUGUUCACUUGCAUCUGCGGCAUCCAGCACCUGGAGCGAGCAGGCAACAACCUGACCCUGUUCGACUCGCUCUAUUUUUGCGUGGUCACCUUCUCCACGGUGGGCUUCGGAGAUGUCACCCCUCAGAUCUGGCCCUCGCAGCUCUUGGUGGUCAUCAUGAUCUUCGUGGCGCUCAUUGUGCUUCCCAUCCAGUUUGAGCAGUUGGCCUUUCUGUGGAUGGAGCGGCAGAAGUCGGGGGGGAACUACAGCCGCUACCGGGCACAGACGGAGAAACACGUGGUGCUUUGUGUCAGCUGCCUCAAGAUCGACCUCCUCAUGGACUUUCUCAAUGAGUUCUUCGCUCACCCCCGACUACAGGACUACUAUGUGGUGAUCCUGUGCCCAGCAGAGAUGGAUGUCCAGGUGAGGAGGGUUCUUCAUGUCCCUCUGUGGGCCCAGAGAGUCAUCUACCUGCAGGGCUCAGCCCUCAAAGACCAAGACCUGAUGAGAGCCAAGAUGGACGAUGCUGAGGCCUGCUUUAUCCUCUCUAACCGGUUUGAAGUGGACCGCUUCGCUGCUGAUCAUCAGACCAUUCUGAGAGCCUGGGCAGUGAAAGACUUUGCCCCAAAUUGCCCUCUGUACGUCCAGAUUCUCAAGCCAGAGAACAAGUUCCACGUCAAAUUUGCAGACCAUGUGGUGUGUGAGGAAGAGUUUAAGUAUGCCAUGCUCGCUCUAAACUGUGUGUGCCCUGCUACCUCCACCCUCAUCACCCUAUUGAUCCACUCCUCGAGAGGACAGGAGGGUGGCGCAUGUUCAGCGGACCAAUGGCAGCGCACGUACAGGCGCUGCUCAGCCAAUGAGGUGCAUCACAUCCGCCUGGAGGAGAGCAAAUUCUUUGGGGAGUACCAGGGAAAGAGUUUCACCUUUGCCUCUUUUCAUGCUCAUAAAAAGUAUGGAGUGUGUCUGAUUGGCGUGCGCAGACUGGACACCACCAAUAUCCUGCUGAACCCGGGUCCCUGCCACAUCAUGGGAGCCUCGGACACAUGCUUCUACAUCAAUAUCUCCAAAGAGGAGAACUCAGCAUUUGUCCGGGGCCAGAGGGAGCCAUCGCGGGGCGGCCCAGGAGGAAAUGCCAGAGGAGUGCACCAAACCAUUUACCAUGGACUGACCCGCCUGCCAGUCCACAGCAUCAUCGCCAGCAUGGGCACGGUGGCCAUAGACCUCUCCAGGACCGAGGUGGGCGGCACCAACACCUUGGCUCUGCCCACCAUGGGAGACUCAGCCGAGGAAAGGCGGCAUAGCAUCGCCCCGGUCCUGGAGCUGGUGGACGGGGUCAACAAUCCCACCUUCGACCUGUUGGGAGACCAGUCAGAGGAUGAGGGAGGAGAGGAGGGCAAGGAGGACAGUGGUGUCCUCAGAUGGGUGAAGGGAUAUCCGCUGAACUCCCCAUACAUCGGUAGCUCCCCCGCACUUUGCCACCUGCUGCAGGAAAAAAUGCCUUUUUGUUGCCUGCGCAUGGACAAGGCCUGUCACCACAUCCCUUUUGAGGAUGCACGCUCCUACGGCUUCAAGAACAAAUUGAUCAUCGUGUCAGCGGAGAGUGCAGGGAACGGCUUGUACAACUUCAUUGUGCCACUACGGGCCUACUACCGACCCAGGAAGGAGCUCAACCCCAUCGUGCUGCUGCUGGAGAGCAUACCUGAGGCAGACUUCCUGGAGGCAAUCUGUUGGUUCCCCAUGGUGUUCUACACAGUCGGCUCCAUCGACAAUCUGGACAGUUUGCUGCGGUGUGGGGUGACCUUCGCUGACACCAUGGUGGUGGUGGACAAGGAGAGCUCCAUGAUUGCCGAGGAAGACUACAUGGCCGAUGCCAAAACCAUCGUCAACGUCCAGACCCUCUACAGACUGUUUCCCGCUCUCAGCAUCAUCACGGAGCUGACCCAUCCAGCCAACAUGCGCUUCAUGCAGUUCAAAGUCAAGGACCACUACUCUCUGGCUUUGUCCAAGCUGGAGAAGAAGGAGAGGGAGAAGGGCUCCAACCUUGUCUUCAUGUUCCGCCUGCCCUUUGCUGCGGGGAAGGUGUUCAGUGUCAGCAUGCUGGACACUCUCCUCUACCAGUCGUUUGUGAAAGACUACAUGAUCUCCAUCACCAGACUGUUGCUGGGUCUCGACUCCAUGCCUGGCUCGGGCUUCCUCUGUGCCAUGAAAAUAACAGAGGACGACCUGUGGAUCCGUACCUACGGCAGACUGUACCAGAAGUUGUGCUCCUCCACCGGCGACAUCCCCAUAGGCAUCUACCGCACGGAGGCCCACAAGCUUCCAGUCUCUGAGCCGCAUCUGUGUGUUGUUCAGUCCCAGGUGUCCAUCACGGUGGAGGAUUAUGAGGACACCCGAGAACCCAGAGAGCCCCUGUUGUCCCGGACUGGCCCCCACCGCAACUCCACGUCCUCAGAGCCCAUCUCCUCCUCCUCUACCUCCCACUCCACGGACCACCCGCUCCUCAGGAGGAAGAGCAUGCAGUGGGCGCGCCGGCUGAGCAGGAAGGGGGGACGGGGCCCCAGCACGACCAAGGGGGGGCCGGGCAGCGCAGCCGAGAGGAUCAGCCAGCAGAGACUGACCCUGUUCAGGCGCUCGGAGAGACAGGAGCUCAACGCGCUGGUGCGAACCCGUAUGAAACAUUUGGGCCUCUCUCCCUCCGGCUUCAAUGGGAUGACAGACCAAGGAAACAGACUGUCUUACAUCCUCAUCAACCCCUCUCCAGACACCAGACUGGAGCUGCAUGAUGUUGUGUACCUGAUCAGACCAGACCCCCUCUCCCUGGUGCCCAAUCAAGGGAGCAGCAGGAAGUGCAGCACCGGGCGCACAGAGAGCCACAGGUUUGAUACGCAGGACAGCACCCAUCUGUGAGAGGACAAAGACAAAUAUAUCAACAGUGCCAGACAGGGGAGAAGCAACAACAACAACAACACACUCAUGGGAGAGAGAGAGAGCAAGAGAGA
Molecule: messenger RNA, 3683 nt
Organism: Myripristis murdjan (pinecone soldierfish)
Lineage: Eukaryota; Metazoa; Chordata; Actinopteri; Holocentriformes; Holocentridae
Gene: kcnt2b
Product: potassium sodium-activated channel subfamily T member 2b
Exons: 32
Coding region: 1-3591 (1196 amino acids)
Biological process (GO): potassium ion transmembrane transport
Cellular component (GO): plasma membrane
Molecular function (GO): intracellular sodium-activated potassium channel activity; outward rectifier potassium channel activity
Source: RefSeq, a predicted model, not a curated record